This is a messenger RNA of Colletotrichum karsti, 2709 nucleotides long. RefSeq names its product subtilase. The record is from RefSeq and is a predicted model, not a curated record. Gene Ontology annotation, cellular component: membrane; cytosol; cell wall. Gene Ontology annotation, biological process: proteolysis. NCBI's taxonomy places the organism in Eukaryota, Fungi, Ascomycota, Sordariomycetes, Glomerellales, Glomerellaceae. The transcript is spliced from 3 exons. Gene Ontology annotation, molecular function: tripeptidyl-peptidase activity; serine-type endopeptidase activity. The coding region runs from base 1 to 2709 and encodes 902 amino acids.
AUGCGCAUCUCGGCCACCAUCUCCGCCUUUGCACUCGCCCUCCACCUCGGGGGCGUCGCGGCUAUUGCCCCUCGCCAGGAGGCCGGUGCCGCUGACGAAGCUGUGGUGUUCGUCGCCAAGAGCUUCAUCAUUGAAUAUGCUCCCGGAUCUAGCGCACGUCUCCGUCGCCAGAACGUCGCAUCCACUGAUGGCAUCACCAUCGUGAAGGAGUUUGCCAGUGACGUCUUCUCCGGCGCGAGCGUUGAGACUGAGAAGUACACCCUCGAGUCUCUUCUUGAGCUCCCAGAUGUUCUCAACGUAUGGCUCAAUGAAGAGGUCAAGCUUGGGCCCGUGGAGCCUCAAGCCAAGGCUCCUGAGGACGCGCUCGAGUACACCACUCACAACGCCACCGGAGUGAGCAAGCUUCACGCCCAAGGCAUCUUCGGCAAAGGCGUCAAGGUCGGUGUCGUCGAUACCGGUAUCUGGUACAACCACCCCGCCCUCGGCGGCGGAUUCGGUCCUGGUUUCAAGGUCGCCGCCGGUCACGAUUUCGUCGGCGACGGACUGUACCCACAGAGCGGCCCGAAGGCACCGGAUGAAGACCCACUCGACACCCGGGGACACGGAACUCACGUUGCCGGCAUCAUCGCCGGAAAGAACGAUUUCUGGACUGGAGUUGCUCCUGAGGCUACGCUGCACGCAUACAAGGUAUUCUCCAACGCCGCGUCCACCGACACGGCAACUCUGAUCGAGUCGUUCCUUGCCGCGUACGACGACGGCGUUGAUAUCAUCACCGCAAGUAUCGGCGGAGCCAACGGAUGGUCCAACAACGCAUGGGCCGAAGUAGCUUCAAGACUGGUCGAAGAGGGUGUUGUCGUCACCAUCUCGGCCGGUAACAGCGGAUCAGCCGGCCCCUUCUACGGCAGCUCUGGUUCCUCCGGGAAGAACGUCAUUGCAGUCGCCUCCAUCGACACUGAGAUCUUCCCUGCCAUUCCUUUUGAGGCCACCUUCGGUGGCUCCGAGACUGUCCGGAUCGGCUACCUCCCCUCCGAGAGCUACUUCCCCAGCACCAUCGUCGACUGGCCCAUCGUCGCUCUCAACACUGACACCACGGACCCCGCUGACGGCUGUGAGCCGUACCCCGAGGGAAGCCCUGACUUGACCGGAAAGAUCCCCUUGGUUCGCAGAGGAACUUGCACUUUCCAGGUCAAGCAGGAGAACCUUGCUGCUCUCGGCGCCAAGUACAUCCUGAUUUACAACAACGCUUCUCCAAUGACGACCCCCGGAACUAGCAACACGGACUCCGAGAUUGCUCUGAUCACGGCCGAGUCUGGCGAGUCCAUUAUCGAGGCUAUCAAGGCCGGCACCAAUGUGACUGCCGACUUCUCCAUCAACCCCGAGGUUCCUAUCGCCCUGCCCUACCCUGCCGGUAACCGUCCCAAUACGUUCACCAGCUGGGGUCUGCUGUACGACAACCAGCUCAAGCCUGAUGUCGCUGCCCCUGGUGGUAACAUCUUCUCAACCUACCUGGAUGGCGGUUACGCUAUUCUCAGUGGAACUUCCAUGGCUUGCCCGUACGUUGCCGGUGUCGCCGCUCUCUACAUCAGCGAGCAUGGUGGCCGCAGCGUCCAAGGCAAGGGGUUCGCGCGUGCCUUGUCCCGUCGCAUCAUCUCCAGCGGCUACGCUUUGCCCUGGUCUGACGGUACGGCCACCGACUACGGCUACACCGCUCCUCCCGCCCAGGUUGGUAACGGCAUGAUCGAUGCCUGGAAGGUCUUGAAGUACGACACUCAACUUGAGUUCGAGAAGAUCCAGCUCAACGACACCCGCUACUUCAGCCGCUACCACGACGUCACCGUCACCAACAACGGCAAGUCGGACAUCACCUACAAGUUCUCUGUCCAACCCAAUGCCGGCGUUGACGCCCUCGCCUGGAUUCCCCCUACCGGUAGCCUCCCCGGCACCAAGCGCGUCAAGACUUUCGCCCAACUGUCCCCGAAGACCUACACCCCCGACAUCAGCUUCCCUCGCGAUUUCACCCUCAAGGCCGGCGAGAGCAAGACCGUGUCCGUCAACUUCGGGAACCCCGACAGCCUCGGCUGGAACGCCACCGGCCUGCCCCUGUACGGAGGCAAGGUCGUCAUCCAGGGCAGCAACGGCGAGCAGGUGUCCGUCCCAUACGCCGGCGUCGGCGCCGAUCUCCGCAACACGCUCGGCGGUGUUCACGAGGCCGGCUGGCCGCAGUCCGUCUCCACCACCGAGGAGAUCCCCAUCAGCGAGAAGGCGUCCUACACCUUCGACCUCAGCACCGGCGCCCAGGACUUCCCCAAGAUCUUCCAGAAGCUCCUCUGGGGAACCCGCCAGACUCGUUGGGACGUCUACGAGGCCGGUUGGACUGAGCGCCAAUGGACCUACCCUCCUGUCGUUGGACAGAACGGCUACGUCGGCUCCGUUGCGUCUUGGGUGGGAUCUGGCGACGUGGAGAUCUUUGACCCGGCGCAGUAUGACCCGAAUGAGACCUUCACUUACCCGAUCACCGACGUUUCCCGCAACUUGGCUGCCACCUACAAUGAGCACUGGUGGUUCGGCAAGUUGGGCAACGGAACGCAGAUCGCCCCUGGUAACUACACCAUUCGCUUCGCUGCGCUGCGACCUUUUGGCAACCCAACUCAUGCGGACAACUGGGAUGUUUUCAAGACGCCUCAGAUCCAGGUUUUGGGACAGUACUAG